AUUAAUAUUUACUCUAUGUUUAGAAUUUAAUGGCGGAAAUUUUUUGAUUUACGUUGCGUUGUCAGUAAUAAAACUUUUUUACUCCAUAUAAUUGUUUUAUCAAGUUAAAAUGGCAUUUUCAUCUUUGUUUAAUGAAAAUUUCCGAGAAAAUUUGGCAUGCAACAGCUUACAACUGCGGCAGGUGGAGGCGGCACUCACUGUGGACCCGGGCAACACGGAGCUGCAGCGACUCAAGGUGGACCUUGAGCAGGUGAUCAGCCUGACACGGGAGCUGCUGGGCACAGUCGCCCCACCCGGCCCGCCAGAGCGAUCGUGUGAUGGGGGAGGUGACCAGGACAGCGGGGGAGAGGCUAGCGAUGAGGCGUGCAGGAAGACCUGGGUCGUCGGAGACAAGUGCCUCGCUCCGAGCGGCGAUGGCCAGUACCGCAAGGCCACGGUGGAGGACGUGACGGAGGACCUGGCCGAGGUGUGCGUGGUGUUUGACCACAGCGGGCUAGUGGGCGUGGCCAAGCCCCGCCAGCUGAGGGAGCUGGGCAGGGAGGAGCCGCCGCCCCCCGCCCCCCACCCCAAGAAGCACAGGGGGCUGGAAGGAGUGCGGCGGCGGAAGCACAAGCGACUCCAGUUCUACCGCAAGCUGGAGCAGCAGCGCGAGGCGGAGAAGGACCGCUGGCAGGCCUUCCUGCACGGCAACCAGGCAGUUAAAAAGAUGACUACCAAGAGCAUCUUCGCGUCUCCGGAGACAGAGUCUGGCCGUGUGGGUAUCGGCACGUGCGGCCAUAGCGGCCGCCCAAUGACGGAAUACCACACUUGCGACAAGCCUCUCAAGAGGAUGUGACUCCAGUGUUUAUGGUGACUGCUUUGCUUUGAGUUGUUAAAUUGACAUAAUAUUCACCACCGAGUAUUAGAAAUGUUUUGCCAAAGAUUGUUACAAAAAAAAUUGUUGCAUCUCAGUUAAGAGUUAUUCCAAAUGUGGUGAUAAAAAAUGUUUUGGUAUAUUUAUGCAUGUAAUGACUUGCUUGUAAACUUUAUAAUCACA
This is a messenger RNA of Bacillus rossius redtenbacheri, 1036 nucleotides long. Its product is annotated as survival of motor neuron-related-splicing factor 30-like. The record is from RefSeq and is a predicted model, not a curated record. Gene Ontology annotation, biological process: negative regulation of transcription by RNA polymerase II. The transcript has 6 exons. Gene Ontology annotation, cellular component: nucleus. NCBI's taxonomy places the organism in Eukaryota, Metazoa, Arthropoda, Insecta, Phasmatodea, Bacillidae. Bases 110 to 835 code for a protein of 241 amino acids. Gene Ontology annotation, molecular function: RNA polymerase II cis-regulatory region sequence-specific DNA binding; DNA-binding transcription repressor activity, RNA polymerase II-specific.